AUUUAAAUCGUUGUCGUUGAAGUGGGGAGAAAAACAGAUAUCAGGUCAGUCCCGUCCAGUGCUUUGAGAUGACAGAUUUAAGUGAUGAUGAGAAUGCUGUCGGGUUCAGUAAGAUGUCAAUAAGGCAACGACGCCAACGAGCUGCCAUUUACAUACCUGGCAUCAGCGAGGAGGGCUCGUGUAUUGAGAUCAGCCUAUCAAACACUCCAGAUGGUCCUCUGAUAUUGGGCCAGGAAGUCCCGAAGAGAAAGAAAAUGUACGGUGGUCGAAGCAUGUCACACUGUAAAACCAGUGAGGAUAUUGACAGUGGAGUGGAGAGUAGUUUCUCUCUGCUCUCAUUGGCUGACGAUAGCGUUCUUCAUCAGCCAGAAAAGAACCGGUCUUCCAUUGGCUUGAACACAGCUCGCAUUCCCAUGUUUGAACUUCCAGAUGAUUUGACAGAAGAGUGCAAUGGGGCUGAACACAAAGCUGAGAAUAACUCUGGAGAAACUGCUAGUUUUUUGCAAGAAGCAGAAGAACUUCUGGAAUAUUCAGACUUGAGUACUAAGAGUGACAGCAUUGACUCUGUCUCAGGUGAUUUCGUGGUGAAUUCCUGUUGUCAUGGUGAUGACAGUGUGGCAUGCAUUUUGUGUUAUGAUGACGUGAGUACAGAGUGUGGUGGAAAAUCGCGAAGGGCACACAACAUGAAUGUGGGGCACCAGCCAUCACAACCGACUGCUGCCGAACAAAUUCAUUAUGAUGAAUUUUUACAAGGCGUUGUAAAUAAAGAUCCGAUAAAGAAGGAAAUCCUGUCCUUACCUGUGCAAUUUCCAACAUCAAGCCCUCUACCUAGGGGUAAUAUUCAGAAAUCUGUCCAGAGUGACAGGAAAAAAGCGUUCGAAAAGUCAUUUGUUCCAGCUUCUGAGCUUUUGUUCAUGAAGCCACCUGUGCCCCUUUUUACAACGUACAAAUCCCCAUCAAAAUACAGUCCCCAAACAGUAUUAUCGCCGUCAGCACCAGAGCAAAUUAGGGUGGAAGGUGAGGCACGCCAGUGUAUCAGCACCCAGACUGGACAGCAGGGGGAGUGUGCAAAAGGAGUGCCACAAUAUUUACCUGCUCUUGAUGGCAGAAUGCCAGGCACACCACCAAAGGAUAUGGCUGUGCGGUCAACGUAUCUCAGUCCGAUUUCCAUAGAUUCGAGAACUACUAGUGAAAUUUGGCAGGACAUCAUUCAUAAUUCAGAUCGCAAGUUUCGUGACAUGCCUUUGUGUCGUGGAGUGUACACUAGUUGUUCUGCCCAAACAGAAGCAUCCGAUAUUCCAUGUAGUCAUCCAGGAGAAAGUGUAACUAAAAAAUGUGCUAUAAAUGAAAAUGAUAAUCAGCAAACAGUGAUAAGUAAACCACCCAGUGAGUGGAAUGAAAAAGACUCUAAUGUGGAGUUAAAUAGUGAAAAUGUGGCCCCAGGAAAACAAUGCGUCAGUUCUCAUCCAUUGACUUCGAGAAAAACUUAUGUGUCCCAUCGUCGACUAUUUUCUGAAUUGCCUGUGAGUCCGUCCAAUUGUCACACAAGAGGAAAUAACCCAUUUGCCGGGCCAUCAACUCCAGUUCAAGACAAAAAACGUCUCAAAUCACAUGAUUUGUCCAACGGCAGUGGUGAUGCCAGCCAAGAAAAGGGGAGAGCAAUCCGCAAAAAUGGACUUAGGGAUUCCAGUCAGAGUAAAAACGGCAAAGUGAGAGUGGUUAGGCCGAGAAAGCUUGCAGCACCAUACGAGACAAAUGAAAAGAGAUCCCCAUCCUCAUCCUUUGACAUGGAAGUCAGCCCCUGUCAGCAACAGUCCAUGACUUCACAUGAUCAUGGCAACAGCUCUAUUGAUGUGACGCUUAACAUCAAAACAUCAACUCCUGUCAAAACGCCACAGUCGAGGGAAUGCCGUGACCAACUGACAAACAGAGAUAAAGCAAGAAGUUUUAACGAACAAACUACUACUUAUUUUUCUCCUCUGAACAUAUCCAUGUCAACAGAGGAUACCUCAAAUCCUGAAAACAGCUGCUCAAAAGGGCGUAGGAUUCGGCCCAUGAAUCUAUCACCAGCCCCUGUAAUUGAGGACAGAGUUAACUCCCCUUUGUUGUCACCAUCGUCACCACCUUCAUCACCUCCGACCUUUCCUCCUGGGAUAAAGCUUAACCUCCAGACUGAAGUAGAACUGUCACCUCCUGAUCUGGACACCAUCACAAAGAUUCACACGAUCUGUAAUGGGCAGAGACUGGUGGAGUACAUCAAGUGUUCAGAUUCACCAAUGAUCAUCACACAUUACCCACCGCCAAAAGCAGCUUCAAAGAUCCACUGGAGUGAGGCAUUAGAACAGGAGGUUGACAAAACACCCCCUCCCUCCCCUUCAACCACUCCACUCCCCAAGCCCAUCCUGACACAGAGACCUAAGAGUUUCAAGUACCCAUUCAGUGACGAAGCUCCAUCACCCAUUCUGCUGACAAAAACGCGACGUCAAAAUAUCUUAUCUGAGAUCACCCAACAUACCCAGCUGUAGGGAUGACAUCAAUGCGGUUGACCAUAACACAACACACAGGCAGAUAAUCAGCAUCAAACCAUUGAUGCAGGUUUACCUGCAGAUAUGCAGUCUGGGUAGGCUUUGGUUCAGAAAAGUUUCUGAUGCAGCUAGUGUGCUUUUAUACUUUUGCUCAAUAUUGUUGUUCCAAAAAUCUGAGCUAAAACUGUGACAUUAAUUUUAGACACAAAUGUAUAAAAUUCAUAUUACAGGAUAUGAAUCAAGUCCACAUGCAGCUGAUAAAGCACUAGGGAAAAUGUAUAUACCUAUACCGAUAUAGGUAUUUAAUAAUUUUUACUUAAGCUUAAGUUACUGGAAGUUAAGUGAAAUUCAGUGAAUACAUAGCCCCAGAAAACUCCACUAGAUGGUUUGAAAUCAGGUGGAGGUAUUACUUAUGUUUUGUCUGCCUUUGGGAAAUGGUUAAAUCCUUUCUAAAGGGAGGGUCAAGAAACUAAAAUCUGGUAAUAUUAUUUCCAAGAAUAGAUAUCAAAUCCGAAUGUAUACAGAAUCCAUAAUUCUAUUCAUGAUUCGUCCAUAGAACCAGGGAGAGCUGAAUAUAUAGCACCCACUUGUGCAUAUUAAAUGAGCGGGCCCUGUUAACUCAGAUGGUUCAGGCACUGGCUCGCUGCGAUUAUCUGGUCCUUGACUAUUAGGAUGGUGUAUUCUAAUCCAACUCUCACUGUUUCAGCUAGGAUUUUUUUGUCAGGUGCUUGGCGAGAGUUGAUGGUGUACACUAGGCACUCUUGUUUUUCCUUCGCCCAUAAACCUGAUUGGCAUCAUAUAAGUGAAAACUUCCUAAGCUUGGCAUUGAAAAAACAAUUAAUCACCUGUGCAUUAAUUGUGUUUCCACUGUUUGUGUCUCAUCUUACCGCUCAUCGUUUCUCCGCCAUUCCACUGUUUGUGUCUCAUCUGACUGCUCGUCGUUUCUCUUCUAAUCCACUGGUUGUGUCUCAUCUUACUGCUCAUCAUUACUCUUCUGAUCCACUGUUUGUGUCUCAUCUUACUGCUCAUUGUUUCUCUUCUAA
Messenger RNA from Liolophura sinensis, 3568 nucleotides. RefSeq lists its product as uncharacterized. The coding region runs from base 69 to 2525 and encodes 818 amino acids. The record is from RefSeq and is a predicted model, not a curated record. The transcript is spliced from 7 exons. NCBI's taxonomy places the organism in Eukaryota, Metazoa, Mollusca, Polyplacophora, Chitonida, Chitonidae.